Mercenaria mercenaria is the source of this 2436-nucleotide messenger RNA. RefSeq names its product mucin-5AC-like. The transcript is spliced from 16 exons. NCBI's taxonomy places the organism in Eukaryota, Metazoa, Mollusca, Bivalvia, Venerida, Veneridae. The record is from RefSeq and is a predicted model, not a curated record. Gene Ontology annotation, molecular function: enzyme inhibitor activity. Bases 1 to 2265 code for a protein of 754 amino acids.
AUGACGAAGUUAAUGUUACUAAACAUAGUGGCUGUUGUGUUAGCGCAAAUUGCAGGUGUUAAGACAGAGGCUCGACGUCAGCUAAAUGGUACCGCUUCCUGUGACAGAUUCCCUGAUUUUUGUCCUAUCCAGUGCACGGCUAUAGAUGCUAUGGGUUGCCUAGUCUGUAACUGUAAUGUAGGUGCAAAUAACACAGAUUCAUCUUCCGCAAGAAGUUCAUCUGCCAACAGCAGCGGAAGUCAAACUUCCUCAAACGAUGAUACAACAGGCAUUGAACAAAAUGGCCGAAGCCAAACUUCCGCUUCAUCUUCAAACAAUAUGGCGGGUUGUCCGAAACUUCCAGACAACUGUAAUUUUGACUGUUUAACAAUUGGGAGCAAUGGGUGUAUAGUGUGCACGUGUACAAAUGGAGGGCCUUCAGUGCCACUGGCAGGUGGCGCCACGUUGACGUCAAGUGGAAAGACCAGCCAAUCAGGACACGGGUCAGAACGGCCAAUCACGAGUGCUGCAAAUAACUCGACAACAAUGACAAAUGUUCAGUCGCCAUUUUCAAUAACAGCAAACGGUGCGGGCACCGGAAGCAGUGGCACGUCUGGAACAAGUGCGCAAGCGUCACAGAAUAAUAAUGGCUGUCCUGUGUUUUCAAACAACUGCGAUGCCUCAUGUGUAUCCCUAGACACUAACGGAUGUCCAGUCUGUGUAUGCGCUUCCGGUGGUACCAGCAGUUCCUCAUCUAUGACGUCAUCGAGUGCUGGUUCGAAUCUCAACGGCUGUCCGCCGUUUACCACUGGCUGCACAGCAAAUUGUGUAGACCUGGACACGAACGGUUGUCCUGUAUGCAGAUGUCACCAUACGGGCCCCGGUUCACCAAGUGCAUCAAGAAACAAUACAUCUCCUGCAACAUCAGGGAAACAAACUGCUGUGCAUGCAUCAUCCAACAACAAUGGCUGCCCGGCGUUUCCUACUAACUGUAGAACGGACUGUGUAGACCUCACCUCCCUGGGAUGUCCUGUUUGUACAUGUACAACUUCCGGUUCCGGUUCCACAGCGACGGGGUCUACCUCAUCAUUCCAGGGGCAAAUGAACAAUAACAAUGGCUGCCCUGCAUUUCAGCCAAAUUGUCCUGCUGAGUGCACGACGACAAGCGACAACGGAUGUCCCGUGUGCGCAUGCUCAAGCAUUCCUUCCUACCCGCAAUAUGUCACUUCCGGAAACUCAGCAACCACUACACAAUCUUCAACAUCUGGAGAAAAUUAUAAGAAACAACAAACCGGACACAGCGUUGUAACCACCACAACUAAUAUUCCGGUGACAACGUCAACAUCUUCUUCUAGUGGAUCGGGCGGAAGCGCAAGCGGAGGUAGUAAUACAAAUGGAACUGGAAGUUCGUCUGGAACAUCAAGCGGAAGCGGAAAUGGCGGCGCAAUCACUUGUCCAGCGUUCGACGGUGCUCACUGUAAUCCGACAUGUAUUGGUUUGGAUGGAAACGGUUGUCUUUCGUGUGACUGCGGUACUGAGGUAACAACCCCGUCCAAUAGUGCUUCUACAACAAAAGCAUCAAUUAUUCCUGGUGGUGGUGACGGAACCACAUUUGCCCCUGGUAGCGCUACAGGAAGUGGAACAAAGGGAGGACAGACUAGUACCGGAAGUAGCGGCGGAGAUUUUACAACAUUUGCACCAAGUAUUGCGGUUACUGGGCAAUCAAGUAAUGAUACAAAAGGUAGCGGAUCUGCAGGUACUUCCGGCAACGGUAAUGGCUGCCCUGCUUACGACACGACCUGUCCGGCAACCUGUACAUCUCUAGACGUCAGGGGGUGUCCGCAGUGCUCGUGCCCUGGAGUAACAACACCAAAGGCAGACACGUCUCCAGACACGUCUUCACGAGUCACAACAACACCAUUGCCCUCAACAACGAAGACUCUGACGACACGGAUAAAUGUUAUAUAUCCAGCAACAACUCAAGCCCCACUUACACAACAUGGAACUUCAACGAGUGCUCCAUUGGCAACACAACCUUCUACAACCCAACCAUCUAUCACACAAGCACCUCCAACUCAACCACGUAAGACCCAGGCACCUACGAUUCCGCCAUCAACCGCAGUUUCAACGACCAGUCAAACCUCCAAGGGCUCAACAGUCAGCCCUGGUGUUUGCCCGCCGAUACGUUGUGUAUAUCCCUGUGACGCAGGAGUUACCCUUGGUGCCGACAACUGCCCCGUGUGCACCUGUAGAGCGGAUAUGAUGACAUCAAAACCAACUGUAUAAUACCGCUGUUAAUCAAAUAUUUUUUGUUUUUUUUUGUAACCAAAUGUCUUGAUAUGUGAAUUGUUUUCAUAUUAAUAGAUAUCUGAAAAUAUUUGCAAAUGUUUGUAUAUUACAAAUACCUUUGCGAUCCUAUCUUUAUACGAAAUUGUAUUGUUUCAAGGUUUAGCUCUA